UGCCUUCGUCCUCCUUCAUCUACCUAUAAAACCCAUUCAACGAUCCAUCUCUGCAACAACACGCGUCUCAAAACGGCGACUGUAAGUUGCGAUAUCAGAUAUGCCGGCGCCCUAAGUUUCUCUGCGCCGAUGAAAAUCGUCAGCCAUUGUUUGAAGAUCGCCGCCGGCGAUAAAGCCGACGACGGCCUUUCGCUCAGCCGCAGCGAUGGUCUAUUGUGGUACAAAGACGUUGGGAAGCACUCCGCCGGCGAGUUCUCCAUGGCCGUCGUGCAAGCAAAUUACCAGAUGGAAGAUGGAUGCCAGAUUGAGUCUGGUUCUCUCAGCUCCGACGAGGAUGUUGACGCAAUGAAUGGAACCUUUGUUGGAAUCUACGAUGGGCAUGGCGGAGCGGAGGCCGCACGGUUCAUUACUGCUAACUUGUUCCUUAAUCUGAAAGAGAUUGUUUCUGAGCACAAAGGGAUAUCAGUGGAUGUUCUUAGGAAGGCAUUUUCCACCACAGAAGAAGGUUUUCUAUCCCUUGUAAGAGAGAAAUGGAAGAGACUUCCACAGCUUGCAUCAGUUGGUUCCUGCUGUUUGAUUGGUGUCAUAUUCGCUGGAACAUUAUACGUCGCGAAUGUCGGGGAUUCUCGUUUGGUUUUGGGAAGAUUAGGUGGCGAUGGGAGAGGGACCAUCGCCGUGCAGAUGACAACGGAUCAUAAUGUGAGCGAUGAGGCUGUGAGGAAUGAGCUGAUGUCACUGCAUCCUCAUGAUUCUCAGAUUGUGGUUUUGAAACACAAUGUAUGGCGUGUCAAAGGUCUCAUACAGAUAUCCAGAUCUAUUGGUGAUGCUUAUCUGAAAGACUCACAGUUCAAUCAAGAGCCUCUGCUUGCGAAAUUUCGGCUUCCUCAGCCGUUCUAUAAACCGGUUCUCAGCUCGGAUCCGUCGAUAAUAACCCAUAAAUUGUCGCCUCGAGAGCAAUUCAUGAUAUUUGCUUCGGACGGACUAUGGGAGCAUUUAAGCAAUCAAGAAGCUGUGGAUAUAGUUCGUUUCAAUCCUCGUGCUGGAAUUGCAAGGAGGCUCAUAAAACAUGCAUUAAUGGUGGCUGCUAAGAAGAGAGAAAUGAGGUAUUCUGACCUGAAGAAGAUUGGUAGAGGCAUCAGAAGGCAUUUCCAUGAUGACAUUUCUGUAAUUGUUAUAUUCUUUGAUCAUUUAUUGAUCACAGCAGCAAAAUGCUCUUUUUUCUUGCCAGAAGCCCCUCUGAUUUUGUAG
Molecule: messenger RNA, 1248 nt
Organism: Phalaenopsis equestris
Lineage: Eukaryota; Viridiplantae; Streptophyta; Magnoliopsida; Asparagales; Orchidaceae
Product: probable protein phosphatase 2C 60
Exons: 5
Coding region: 130-1248 (372 amino acids)
Biological process (GO): protein dephosphorylation
Molecular function (GO): protein serine/threonine phosphatase activity; cation binding
Source: RefSeq, a predicted model, not a curated record